GGUAGCUAAGGUGGUGAGAAUGAAGAUCUACGCCACCAUUCCAUAAAAGUGAGACAUUUGAGCCAAAUAAUCGCAGGCCGUCCGUAGAAGACCUCAGUCAACGAACUCUAGGGCUACGAGCAUUCCAUUUUAUCUAGAUAUUUUACCCCUAGCAUAGACAUAGGAGGUUGAACGAAGCGGCGUGCCCCUUUCCUAAGGUCCAUGGAUGUAGGUAGGUAAACAAAAUGUAUUUCAAGAUCUAUAUUCCCCGACUAUGGACUCAGCAUGCCAUCUACAAUAAUAACAACAGCUUUUCUCCAAGUCAAUUGGCAAUUCUUCUAAUUCCGAUACACACAUCCUAAAAAACAUCUUCAAGCUUGUGGAUAGCAUAUCUACCUUACUCGUAUCUCAGAACUAAUCGACGACAUGGGAUUUUCCAAAGCGACAGCCGCAGUUUACCUGCUCGCGCUCUCCGCCCUAGGCAGCGCAGAGGUAACCACGACAAGCACAGGCACAAGCACGUCGACGAAAGCAAUCCACUCCAUAACCACAACGACCACAACAACCUCGCGCACAAUAACCCACACCAGCGCCACCAUCCCCGCCGGCAGAACCAGCACCUCACACGAGUCCGUGCCGGGCGUAACCCACAUCCCCGACUCCGCAAUCAUCCUCUCCGUCGAGCGCAAGCACGAAUCCCAAGAUUCCCCGGAAACCCUAUUCAUCAGCGCCUCCACCCCCUUCCUAACCCCCUCCUGCGCCUCCGCGUCCGCAUUCAACCUCACAUCCAGCCGGCUCUCACUCCACGGCCACCCCCUCUCCACAACCGCCGACAUCGUGUUCCAGCCCCUAACCACGACAAAAUUCCCGUCCGCGCUGGACGGGAGGAUGGGUAUAGACACCGGGUUUAGCGUUGAGGACGGGUACUUGCGGUGGUAUAAUGGCCGGUUUUAUGGGGGGCGGGCGAGGUAUUGUGUUACUGGGGGAGGGAUGGUGAAUGUGGUUUUUCAUGUAAGCAAGACGUGGCCUGAGGGGUGUGAGGAGGUGGAUUUGAGGGUUUGGGGAGAGGGGGAGUGUGGGGGGGAUAGGGUGGUUGAGGGGGGGAGGAUUGGGGAGGGGGAUGAGGUCAGGACGACGGGGGUGGAGAGUAUGACGCCUGCGGCGGCGGGGUGGGAUGAGUUGUGA
This is a messenger RNA of Annulohypoxylon maeteangense, 1164 nucleotides long. RefSeq lists its product as uncharacterized. The transcript has a single exon. Bases 406 to 1164 code for a protein of 252 amino acids. The record is from RefSeq and is a predicted model, not a curated record. NCBI's taxonomy places the organism in Eukaryota, Fungi, Ascomycota, Sordariomycetes, Xylariales, Hypoxylaceae.